Gamsiella multidivaricata is the source of this 772-nucleotide messenger RNA. RefSeq lists its product as uncharacterized. Bases 205 to 543 code for a protein of 112 amino acids. The transcript has 2 exons. The record is from RefSeq and is a predicted model, not a curated record. Lineage: Eukaryota; Fungi; Mortierellomycota; Mortierellomycetes; Mortierellales; Mortierellaceae.
GGAGCAUAAUAUCGACGUUUUAGGCGCAUCAUAGUUCGUCGCUUGCGAGACGUCUGUAAAAGCUAUAAAAGGGCUUUCUCGCCUUUCUUCAGUUCUUUUCUUCAUUCAUCUUUCCCUUUUACCAAUCAACUGCCACCACUUUCUCACGCUACAAACACCCUUUUCUUUUCCCACACCAACACCCACACAAAACUUUUUUUCAAAAUGGAGAGGAUCGUUUACAAGGCUCCCAACAACCCCGGCCAGAAAAUGCCCGAUGUCUUUAUCGUGACUGAACCCGGUAUGGCCGUCAAGUACCGCGCCCAGAAGGCUCCUAUCGGCUACUCCAAGAAGAGUAACGACGAGAACCAGUCUUCUCUCGCUCUUGUCGAUGUUGUCCAAUCGUUCGAUAUCUUCCAGACGGCGACAGGAAAGGGCUUUGAGGGCCCCGUUGCGCGCCCUGCAAAGUCAGAUCUCGAUGCCAUCUUUGGUACAGAGAACGAGCAGGAGAUUAUCGAGAAGAUCAUCCUUGAGGGUGAGCUCCAGGGAGCCCGUACUGCCUAAGACGUCUCAUCCAACAACCAAGACUCAAGGCUGAAGCUGUACGUUCGCUAUAAUGAGAAGGAGGGACGAUCGAUGAUUUGCGUAUCGCAUAAACUAGGCAUUGCUAGUGAUGAUGAUGGUUCCCCGACCCAAGCAUAGCAGUGAUCCAUUGUACAUAAUAAAACCCGUAUUUCCCUGUAUUACCUUGGUACCCAUUACUUUUCUAAAUAAAUAAGAAGAAAGAGAGAGA